Messenger RNA from Cryptococcus amylolentus CBS 6039, 1434 nucleotides. RefSeq lists its product as hypothetical. The record is from RefSeq and is a predicted model, not a curated record. Bases 1 to 1155 code for a protein of 384 amino acids. NCBI's taxonomy places the organism in Eukaryota, Fungi, Basidiomycota, Tremellomycetes, Tremellales, Cryptococcaceae. The transcript is spliced from 3 exons.
AUGGGCGAUCGUCAACAAGUCGAAAUCGGCUCAAAAUCGGCUGCUGGAACUUCGUUCGUUCAUUUCUCUAUAUCCCACGCCGUGGCCUCUAUUACCCCCCCCAACUUUACCCCACUACAACCCGUGCACUCCCUCAUCCUCGACGAACUCAUCGCCUCUGCCCCUCUAUCCGUCCUCACUCUCUGCUCUUCUGUGCACAAACGCGCUCUCUCCAUCCUCUAUGCCGACAUCUACUCCUCACCUGCUGUAUUCAAGGGCUUGCAAUCGAACGAGGGGUACGAGAGAACAGUCGAGUCCCUCAAAAGCACCAAGACGAUACGGGUCCGCGACUUUACCAGUAUCGAUACUCUCUAUUCUCUUUCAGGUCCAGAGCGCGAACAACCGCCUGCACCAUCUCCUUCAUCCCCUGGCAACAGUGCCCAUCCUUACCCUCGCCGAUAUGUCAACCUCUUCCCCAACCUUGAGCGUCUCGAGCUUGGUUUCCCUGCGCUUCAAACGACAUAUCACGAGUACCUCGAGGUGCUCGAAUCUUCAAACCCCGCUGCGGAAGAAGAUGAGACCCGACCUCUGAACUUUCUUGCUCGGCGGAUUUCGAAACAGCUUCCGAAUGGUGUUAAGGAGAUUACAUUUCAUCUGGACAACGAUAGAGCCGAUUAUUGGUACGAGAUCGACCAGCACCUUCUCUUUCAGCGUCCGCGGGAAGCCGUCAUUCUUCUCAAAGGGACGGUCAAGACGGCGGAUGAAGUCGCUCAAUCAAAUGCGACUUUCGGGAGACUGGGUGAAGAACUACCUACCGAGUGGCCCAACGCCGAGCGUCUGACGGUCUUUGUUGAUACCGAUGAACCCUUGGACCGGAGCGAUUCUGAACAAGUGCAGCGUUACGUGGUUCCCAUGAGCAAGGCGCUGGCAAAUUAUUCUCAAGGUCUCGCGUGGCGCAUCAAUCUUGGGCAAGAGAAACGAAUGUUGGGAGACGAAGACGAUGUGGAGAUGAGAUUGGUCGACCACGUUCAGAUCCACAUGCCCCACGUUGCAAGAGUGCUCGAGCAAAUGACUGAAGACGGGAGAAAGCAGGUUGAUGGGCUCGUCAGAGAUGGGAGACUGGUGGUGGGAGAGUUUGAAGAGUCUAUGGUGGAUGGUUUGGGACUGAUGAAAUGAUGACAGAUCGUUGGCUGCAAGACAUGAUCGCUACUGUGUACGCCCAAGAAGAAACUUUCGGGGAAUCGAGCGGAGACUAGAGAAAGAGUGAGAGGCAGAAGUAUGGGCGAGCCAAAGAUGAAUAUUCCGGACUGAACUCUGCAAUCAAAGCAAAGUCUCUUUGCGUGAUUGCGAGAGAUCUUGCAUGGUCGAUUGGUUGAGGAGCAAGACGGUCAUAUUGCAAGGGACGGGCGAGAUGGAAGAGCGUAUUGCUUGCUAAGCAUGUACAAGUGUGAACAA